AUGUUCGCAACCGUUGGAUCUGCAGAUGACGGAUCCUUAUGGACUGCAUUCCUCCCAACAAGCAUUGGUCGCAUUGUGGUUUCCCCUACCGCCGGGCAUGCCGCCACGCUGACGGGCUCAUCCGUCACAGUGGACGCUUGCCUUACGGAGUUUGCGCCGCCUUCUCCCGGAUCAAUGUCGACGAUCCGCGGGGACCUGAAAGUGUUCAGCGCUACAGCAAGUCCGGCUGAUGAUCGCAAGCUCUUCUUGAAGACAGUUCUGCGGCGGGACAUCCUCGACGGUGCCGAUUUCGAUACAGAAUGGUCGGAAUACGACCCGACGGAGAAGGAGACAAUCGAGGCAUGCGAAGCUGCUGUUACUCUCCUUCACGCAGAUAUAGUCCGAACCUUUCCACCCAUCGGCGGUGUAGUCAAUGGCGCCAUGGUACUCUCAGACGGAUUACUCGUCGACAUGACCUUCGAUAGCCUGCAAAAGGUUAUGAAGCCGAAAGGAGUGGGCUCCAGCAAUCUAGAUGAUCUCUUCAGAACACAGCCGCUUGACUUCUUCCUGAUGCUAUCUUCGCUAUCAGCGGUUGUGGGUAUGGCCGCUCAAGCGAACUACGCCGCCGCGAACCAAGUAAGUAUAGCCCAAGACCUCAAGCUGGUGCUCAUCUGA
Molecule: messenger RNA, 654 nt
Organism: Anthostomella pinea
Lineage: Eukaryota; Fungi; Ascomycota; Sordariomycetes; Xylariales; Xylariaceae
Source: the annotation of a GenBank genome assembly